Molecule: messenger RNA, 2030 nt
Organism: Lynx canadensis (Canada lynx)
Lineage: Eukaryota; Metazoa; Chordata; Mammalia; Carnivora; Felidae
Gene: NUDT18
Product: nudix hydrolase 18
Exons: 3
Coding region: 118-1089 (323 amino acids)
Molecular function (GO): 8-oxo-dGDP phosphatase activity; 8-oxo-GDP phosphatase activity; magnesium ion binding
Source: RefSeq, a predicted model, not a curated record
UGGUCCGAGUCGGCAGGGGGAGGGGGCGAGGGCGAGUGACUGGGAUCUCACCCGCGUCCCACCCCACCCGGCGCGACCCACCUGCGGGGGCCCGUCCGCUGCCUCCCAGGGGACCCGAUGGCCUCGGAGGGUCUGGCCGGGGCGCUGGCGGCGGUGUUGGGGGGCCAGGGGCUGAGUGUGCACAGCUGUGACUCGGAACCGGCCGAGGAGCCGCCGGCGCCGGUGCGGCUGCGGAAGAACGUCUGCUACGUGGUGCUGGCCGUGUUCCUCAACGAGCAGGAUGAGGUGCUACUGAUCCAGGAGGCCAAGAAAGAGUGCCGUGGGUCCUGGUACCUACCCGCGGGGAGAAUGGAGCCUGGGGAGACCAUCGUUGAGGCACUGCAGCGGGAGGUGAAGGAAGAGGCUGGGCUGCACUGUGAGCCUCUGACGUUGCUGUCUGUGGAGGAGCGGGGCCCCUCCUGGAUCCGCUUUGUGUUCCUCGCUCAAGCCACAGGUGGAAUUCUCAAGACUCCCAAGGAGGCAGAUGCAGAGUCCCUGCAGGCUGGCUGGUACCCUCGGACCUCCCUGCCCACUCCGCUGCGAGCCCAGGACAUUCUGCACCUGGUGGAGUUAGCUGCCCAGUACCGCCAGCAAGCCAGGCACCCUCUUAUUCUGCCCCAGGAGCUUCCCUGCAGUCUGGUCUGCCAGCGGCUUGUGGCCACCUUUACCAGCGUCCAGACAGUGUGGGUGCUGGUGGGCACAGUGGGGAUGCCUCACUUGCCCAUCACUGCCUGUGGCUUCACUCCCAUGGAGCAGAGGGGUGGCAUCAAGAUGGCCAUCCUGCGGCUGCUACAGGAGUGUCUGACCCUUCACCACUUGGCAGUAGAGACCAAGGGGUUGCUUGGACUGCAGCACCUGGGCAAAGACCAUGCAGAUGGCAUCUGCUUGAAUGUGCUGGUGACUGUGGCUUUUCGGAACCCAGGUAUGCAGAGGGAGCCCCCAAAGGUUCGGGGUGAGAACUUUUUUUGGUGGAAGGUGAUGGAGGAAGACCUACAAAGCCAACUCUUACAGAGGCUUCGGGAAUCCUCUGUCGUCCCAGUCAACAGAUAGGAAGGUGCCAUCUCUGUGCAAGGAGCUGGGUGACGGUGCUCCCCCCACCGUGGCUUUGCUUUCCUCUGGGGGAAGCAGGAGGUUGGCAGUCAGGGAUCUGGUGGUGUUGGGAGCAGGCAGGUUGUCUGGUCCCCUGGUUGUCAGGGGAAUCUCCUUCUCCAUGGAGCUGGUCCCUACAUCGCACCGAAAGGACAGUGCCUUUAACCCAACAAGGAUUCCAGAGCUCAAGGACCUAAUUGCCCCAUGGGUACCGAUGAGGGCCCUCCUCCCUAAGGGGAUGGAUGUGAGAACCUUCUGAACGUGAGAUGGCUACUCGUCAUCAUGAACCUACUUGUCAUUUUCCAUGCUUGCCUCAGGAAAGGCCUACAUCUGAUUCUCAGGCGCUGAGAACAUGGACUGGGUGCUGAGGGAGGUCAUUCCAAGGGAGUGGGCCCCUUGCUGAGUAAAUACGUGGUACUUACUUUGCUUUCCUGCCUAAAUGUCUCUGUGGAGAGGGAGUGAACAGGAAGAGGGGAGCACAUCAAAAAAGAAGCUCCUCCCCUUGUCCCACCACCGCCCCCCACGUCUUCCCAGACAGCAGGCCCGUGUCCCCUACUUGCAGGACUGGGGCAGGCCAACUUCCUGCCACCCGCUGUAGCGUCUGUGGCCCAGUGGGAUUCUCUUUCUCUUGUCUGCCAUGGUGCGAGGUGUCCACAUCCCCUCCAAGGUUUGAGCUGUGAGAACACCAGAAACUCCAAGGGGGGCAAGGAGUUGUGAAAGCUGGCCCUGCCUCUCAGCAGAGUUUCAUCUCUUUGGGCUUCCCUGUCCACUCCCUGCAUCACUCUGCCUACCUCUAGGCUCCUGCCUCUGCCAUUCUACAACUCCAGACCAAGCCAGACCAAAACCUUUUAUUCAUUUCCCUUCAGUUCAGAAGAGUCUUGAUUUAAAAAAAAAAAAAAAAA